Molecule: messenger RNA, 1008 nt
Organism: Capronia coronata CBS 617.96
Lineage: Eukaryota; Fungi; Ascomycota; Eurotiomycetes; Chaetothyriales; Herpotrichiellaceae
Product: NADPH2:quinone reductase
Exons: 1
Coding region: 1-1008 (335 amino acids)
Molecular function (GO): oxidoreductase activity
Source: RefSeq, a predicted model, not a curated record
AUGGCCACCAUGCGCGCAAUCGACAUCAAAGGAGGCAAAGGCCCCGUCUCGGCCCUCUUCAUGAACCCGGAGACACCAAAACCAGUCCCCAAGGGCAGCCAGGCCCUGGUCAAGGUCAAGGCCUUUGGGCUCAACCGCAUGGACCUCUUACAGCGCGAGGGCGUGUAUCCUGUUCCUCCGCAAGCUCCGAAAACGCUGGGCGUCGAGUUCUCCGGCACAAUAGAGGCCUUUGGUUGCGAACCCGAGCGCGGAUUCAAUGUGGGCGAUGAAGUGUUUGGACUCGCCUACGGAGGCGCCUACGCCGAGUACCUCACGGUCAGCACGCACAUGCUGGUUCACAAGCCCAAAGAAUUGAGCUGGGAAGAGGCCGCGGGCAUCCCAGAGACCUGGAUCACCGCCACCCAAGCAUUGUAUCUGGUCGGCGAGUUCAAGCCCGGCAAGAGCGUGCUGUGGCAUGCGGGAGCCAGCAGCGUGAGCAUCGCGGGGAUCCAACUGAGCAAAGCCGACGGCGCUUCCGCCAUCUACGUGACGGCGAGUUCGCGGGAGAAGAUCGACUUCUGCAAAUCCCUCGGCGCCACCGAAGGCUUCAGCUACAAGGAAGGGGACUGGUCAAAGGCGCUGCUUAAAUACACGGAAGGGAAAGGAGCCGACGUGAUCAUUGACUUUAUCGGCGCCAGCUAUUUCAGUCAGAACCUCGACGCCGCUGCGAGGGACGGUCAUAUUGUCAAUUUGGGCACGCUGGGCGGCGCUGUCGUCAAAGGAGAUGUCGACGUCGGUCGGUUCCUAUUCAAACGGGUCAGGUAUGAGGGCACCACCUUGCGCAGUCGGGACGAGGCAUACCAGGGCCGUCUGAGGGAUAUGCUCGUGGAGCAUGCCCUGCCCAAGUUCAUCGAUGGGACGUUCAAGGUCAUCAUCGACAAAGUUUUCAAAUGGGAGGACAUCCAGGAGGCGCACAAGCAGAUGGAGUCAAACAAGACCAUGGGCAAGUUGAUCUGUACGAUUGAUUGA